This is a messenger RNA of Closterium sp. NIES-65, 2208 nucleotides long. The record is from the annotation of a GenBank genome assembly. Lineage: Eukaryota; Viridiplantae; Streptophyta; Zygnematophyceae; Desmidiales; Closteriaceae.
AUGGUGCGUGGUAGAUCGGGUGCAGGGAGAGGAGGGAGAGUACGUGGCGGAGGCGGUAGGGGGGCAGGACGAGGUGGUGAGGGUGUCAAUGGAGAUGACAUCGAGCUCCACGCCCUCCCCAGAUCGGAGCAACGCCGUUAUCAAGCCAUUGUAACAGCUGCGGACGCUGCAAAGGUGUUGCAAGCGUCCGCCAAGGGUGGUGGGCGGGGUAGAGACAAGGCUUCAGGGGGUUCAUCCGCCGCAGGUACAUCUGCAGGGGUCGAGCAGGGGGCGGCGGAUGAUAACCACAAGGGUGGGGGGGUUGGGGGCGGCGGACCCAUGCCUCGGGAGGAGGUGGAGGCGGGGAAGGCGGAGGGAUUGCGGAAGGCGUGGGGGGAGGCAGCAGGGGGGGUUGUAACAGAAUGGUUUAGCAAUGCAUUCAUGGAAGAGUUGUCCGACCAAGUCAUGAGGGAGAGUGAGGGUGGGAAUGAUAUUUAUGUAAAGGGGGGAGGGGAGGAGCAUGUGGAUGAGGCAGAUGAGGAGGAGGAGGAGGAGGAGGAGGAGGAGGAGGAGGAGGAGGAGGAGGAGGAGGAGGAGGAGGAGGAGGAGGAGGAGGAGGAGGAGGAGGAGGAGGAGGAGGAUAAGAAGGUGACAAACUCAGAGGAAGAGAUGUACAAUGCUGAGGAUGAUGAGGUUGAGGAGGAUAGGGAAGAGGACUUUUCUGGAGUGGAAAAUGAGGAAGAGGGGGCCACAAAAACACUACGAGGUCUACAACGGGCUACAAAGGCGGAUGCGAAGGGGAAACGUGCUAUGGCCGACCAGGAACCUUCUAAGAAGCGUGGUGGCAGAUUGAGGCGGGGUCGCGGUGGGGGAAAGGUUGGAAGAGCGGGUGGGAGAGCGCGUGGAGGAGGGGGACGAGUUGCAAAGAGGGGGGCUGGUGGGAACGGAGGCGUGGGUUGUUCUCAGUCACGUCCACCACCCAAUGCUGCUCCUAUCGCGCCUGCGGCUGUGUACACGCUUGCGUUCAUUGCUUUGCCAUCAAAACACACGGCGAAGAAGAUCGCUGAGCGGAUUGAGGCAGUGUUGGUGGAAUGGGGGCUAGAAGAGAGGACCAUGGCGUUGACAACGGACAACGCCAGCUUGAACGUGGCGGCGAUGGAGAUCCUUAUGCGCGAGGGCCCGGCGGAGAUGCCCUGCUUGUUCAAGACCGGGAUGCACAUCCGGUGCCUUGCCCACGUUUUGAACUUGGCCAUUCAGUUGGCUUUGAAAAACGUGGAUGAAAUCAAGUUGCCACUCACCUUGCUCCGCGAGCUGGCGUCCUACAUCGGCUAUUCGCCACAAAGGACGACCCUCUUCGAGGCGGAGCAGGAGGUUUGGCGACCACGGAAGCAGUACAUGCGCCUGCGGCAAGACAAUGAAGUGCGCUGGGGUUCCACCCUGCAGAUGAUCUUGCGCGGGCUGGACCUGCGCGAUCCAAUUGAGUCCUACAUUCGGCACACAGUUGCCAAUGCUCCAAUUGAUGCGCCACCGCUGCGCCUCAUGGCGCUGCGCAUUUCUGCUGAGCAGUGGGACGCGCUUGAGGAACUUGCAAAGUUCCUCAUGCCCUUCAACGUUGUAACUUUGGCAGCGGAGGGGUCCCUGUACCCGACUGCGAGCCGGGUGGUGCCGCAGUACAAUGAGCUUAUGGAUUCGCUCGAGAAGAUCAGGGACAGCACCACCUCCCCUCCCUCCGUGAUCAUGCGGAAGUGCAUCGACGCUUCCUUGGGCAAGCUGCAGGAGUAUUACUACAGCAGCAGUGAUGAGCUGUGUGUCGCUACCUUCUUGGACCCGGCAUUCAAGCUCGGGUACUUUGAGCUCGAGGACGGGAGCAGCAACAUGGGCAGGGCGGUAUCUCACGUGCCCUCGGAGGAGGUACUGGCUCUUGUGCGUGCGAAGUGGCAGCCAUACAAGGAGAAGGUGCGGCGCGAGCGAGAGGCGGGUACUGGGAAGGGAAGAGGGGAGUUGAUGGUGGUGGGCUUGGGCGGGACUAGCAGCACAGCGGCUGGGGGGAGUGGCAGCUGCAGCGGGACGACUCGGGGGGGCCUGAACCUGUUGGGUGCUGAACGCGUGGAGGCAUGCAUGACCUUGAAGUUAUGGAUCGCUUCGUUCCCGGGCACCCCAUUGGGAAAGGCCGCCAAGGUGGCCAUGGUGGAUGACAAAGUGGGAGUGGACCUGGAUGAGGAGUUGUGA